AUGGGAAUUCAAAGCGUUUGCCAGGCUAGCGAUGCCUCCUUCGGCCCCGUGGUAGCAACACAAUGCCGAUCAUUUGAUUUUACCUUGCUUUUCGAGGAUGUCUUUCUAGUUUGUGUUCCUUCUUCCAUCUUUCUUAUCUUAGGCAUCAUCCGGGCGUUGCAGUUGUACCGGAAACCAAUUAUAAUUAUCAGGGCCUAUAGAGUUCUCUACAGUUCGGUCAGUCGCGAAAUGGCGACCUUGGAUAUAGGCUCUCUUGCUAACAAGAUGCAGACAUUAUAUCUCACUCUAUUUUCAAUCGAGGUUGCUUUGCUCGUGUUCCGUCAACGAUUAGCCGUUCUCAAGACCUCGGCAAGCUUGGCUGCCCAAUUGUUGCGAAUUUCUGGAACUUGUGUAGCACUGUGGCUAUCAUACUUGGAGCAUAAUCGGACACUGCGACCACCACUUCUAAUCAACAUCUAUCUUUUUCUGGUGGUGCUAUUUGAUGGUGUUAUUAUCCGUUCGUUCUGGUUGGCAUCUAAUUCGUCCUGCAUAACAGCCCUAUGCAGUACUGUGCUAGCCGCUCACCUUAUUUUGCUUAUCUCAGAAUCCGUAAAAAAGGACAACUCACAGGAUGCAUCAAGAUAUCGACAGACAACCCUCGAGGAGACAAGUGGUCUUUUCGGCCUGGGACUGUUAACAUGGGUUCUUCCGGUAUUGCAGAAAGGGUUUACCCGCCCCUUGGGCUUACCAGAUGUCCCCCCUGUUGCCCUGGAGUUAACGAGCUUGCGGCUAAAGAAGCAGUUACAGAGGUUUUGGGAAAAAGCCGAUCAAUCCAAAGGAAAUCAAUUGCCAAUCACACUCCUACGGACGUACAAGAUGGCCUUUUUCAGGGCAGUCAUCCCUCGGCUUUGUCUCUCGGCGUUUACUAUUAUGCAGCCCCUUUUGGUCAGUGAAAUUACCACGUACGCAGCACUUCCAGAAAGUCAAGAGACAAGAAACAAGGGGUAUGGGUUGAUAGCAGCUUCAGGGAUUGUAUAUAUUGGUCUUGCUGUAUCCACGGCGUUCUAUAGUCGACAGACGUAUCAGUUCAUUAUUAGUAUUCGUGGCAGUCUUCUUGCGGCAGUCUAUGCGCAGACCCUAACACGACGAUCCGGCAAUAUGGGCACUGACACGGCUAUCACACUGAUUGGUACAGACGUGGAGCGUAUUUCAACUAGCUUACGUGACAUACAUGAGAUAUGGGCAUCCCCUAUUGACAUUGGACUGGCACUGUGGCUAUUAGAACGCCAGCUUGCGGUGUCAUGCAUCGUACCCGUCAUCCUCUCCCUGGGAUGCAUAUCGAUAAUAACCAAAGUCUCGAAGUCCAAGAAUAGAGCCCAGCGUGCAUGGAUUACAAAGGUCGAGCUCAGAAUGCAUGCUACCAGGCAAGCCUUAAGCAGCAUAAAAUCAUUCAAAGUACUUGGACUUUGUAAUCGAGUCGAGGCAGUCAUCGCUGGAUUUCGUUCUACCGAGAUCGCCACUUCGCGUAAAUUUCGCAUACUGAUAUUUUGGGAAGUUCUUAUCUCCAGCUUCCCGUGGCUUGCUGCUCCGGCAGCCUCGUUCACAUUAUUCACGAUAUUUUCAUUCACAACAAAGAUUUACUCUUUGAAUUCCUCUCAGGCAUUUACGGCAUUGUCCUUAAUGACACUCAUUACGAUGCCAGUCUGGACCUUCAUACAAACGUUACCAGCUAUCGUCCAAUGUCUUGGCUCUUUCAGUCGAAUUCAAGAUUAUAUCGCGCUACACAAUGCAUCGAAGACCCGACUUGACAGUGAUAGUAGCGGUGUAUUGGAUCCAAAUAGGGGAACCAUUGUGGAAUGCAGAGAUGCUUUCAUAAGGUGGGAACCUUCAGGAUGCGAUGUGCUCUGCUGUGUGGACUUGAGCGUGCCAGAAGGCUCCUUUGCCGCGGUCAUGGGGCCAAUAGGCACCGGAAAGACGAUGCUACUGGAGACUGUGCUAGGUGAGACCGUUGUAAGUAGCGGCCGUGUAUCAAUAGCAUCUAUGCCCAUUGCAUACUGCGCCCAGACCCCCUGGCUGGUGGAUACCAGUAUCCGGGGUAACAUCGUUGGCCCGCUCGACUUUCAACCGGACUGGUACCGUCACGUACUCUGGCUGUGCUGUUUGACCGAGGAGGUUCAAGCUCUGCCAGAACGAGACUUUACCCGAAUCGGAGGGCAGGGGUUCAUGCUCAGUGGAGGGCAGAAACAACGCCUGGCCCUUGCUCGUGCCCUUUAUUCUGGUUGUAAGAUGGUGGUCCUUGACGACAUCUUCAGCGGACUUGAUGCGGCCAAUAUAAAUAGUAUUUGUGAAAGACUACUGGACAGGCAUACAGGUUACCUGCGGUGCAGGGGCAUUACUGUUAUCCUAUCGACAAAUAAUGCCAAAGUAGCGGCCUUUGCAGAUGAGAUUCACCUUCUGAGAGAGGGUACAGUGGUGACAUACAAGCCGUCUCCCCCUUCGACACCCUCUUCUGGUCAUCAAAUUUCGUUUCCUGACGACCACGAGUUCGAACAACUGGCCUCGCCAGAACAGCAGCCUUCUCAAUCUUUCGACGCUAACAUAUCCUCCAAUGGUGACGUACUCGAUACAAAGCAGGGGGACUCGCGGCCGGUCAAAGAUCGCUCUGUUUAUCUAUAUUAUCUGAAGUCUGCAGGCUUGGGGCUUUCAGUUCUUUACGCGGUCCUUGUCCUUGUCUUUGCGUUCUGCCAAAAUUUUCCAACACUCUGGCUCAAGUGGUGGUCAGAGGCCAGUACUGAAAGCCCAAACAGGCCACAUUGGAUGUACUUGGGCGUUUUCAUUGCUCUUGGGCUAGGUGCUGUUGUUAUCGGCGCUGCCAGCUCAUGGAUUUACCUUCUUCACAUGAUAUCCAACACUGCAGAACGUCUACAUCUAUCCAUGCUAAGCGCUCUUUUGCGUGCUCCGCUCUUCUGGCUUAGUGAGGCUAAUUCAGGCGACAUUUUGAAUCGUUUCAACCAAGACUUAGAACUUACUGACAUGACAUUACCGCUUGCCGCCAUUAACACAACAAAAGCGCUGGGGGCUUGUUUGCUGAAGAUGAUCAUACUGUUCGUCGUAGCGAAGUACAUGUCACUCACAGUCCCACCUCUUUUGAUAGUAUGCUACUGUCUUCAGAGGUACUACCUCCGAACAUCUCGACAAGUGCGCCUUCUCAGCAUCGAAACCAAAGCUCCAUUGUAUCAACAUCUUUCGGAGACAUUGAGCGGUAUAUCUACCAUCCGUGCCUUUCGCCGACAACGGUGGUUUGAGAGGAACAACCUCCUUCUUGUGGAUAACUCACAGAAAUGUGUCUAUACCCUUUUCAUGAUCCAACAAUGGUUGACCCUCGCUAUGGAUCUGUUAGCAAGUGGACUGGUUGUUCUUCUCAUGUUCCUCAUCGUCUUUACCAGAGAUUCGUUCAAUUCCGGCUCAUCUGGGACAGCAAUUGUGACCCUCAUGAGCUUUACGCAGUCUUUAGCACGCUUGCUCAAAUUCUGGUCGCUGACCGAAUCAUGCCUUGGGGCGGUCUCCCGGAUUAAAAGCUUCGCGGAGACCGUGCCGUCGGAAGAGCAAAGUAAACGUUUCGAUGCUGACUCCUUGUCCCUAAAUGAGAAGGUUACAUGGCCUAGUCAUGGGGCAAUUGAAGUCGAUAAGGUCGUCGCAGCUUACAGAUCUCAUCCCGUUCUCAAAUCAGUCUCGAUGCGCAUCGAGCCAGGGGAUAAAGUCGCCAUCUGCGGACGCUCGGGAAGUGGCAAGUCAUCCCUUGUGCUCUGCCUUGGUGGAUUGCUUCCCAUACAAAGCGGCGCUGUUCGAAUUGACGGGGUCGACAUCAUCAAUGUCUCUUCACAGGAUAUCCUCAAGCAUCUGAGCGUCGUGCCCCAAGACCCUUGCUUUCUGCCCGGAACCAUCCGGCUCAACAUCGAUCCUGAUGAGACACUGUCGGAGUCCGCCCUGGAAGGCGUCCUCGAAGCCACCCAUUUGUCUGCUAUUGUUCAGAAGAUGGGCGGACUGGACGCUGAUAUAAAGCCGGAAUUAUGGUCGGCCGGGCAAGGGCAGUUGCUGGCACUUGCGCGCAGUAUGGCGAGGAAGAGCGUGGUUCUAAUCCUUGAUGAAGCCAUGAGUCGAGUCGAUCAUUCUACCCAAUCGCUCAUGGAAGGCAUCGUUGCUAGUCAUUUCAACCAUUGUACCGUUCUUUCAAUCGUGCACCGAUACGAGAACAUAUUCGCCUACGAUAAGGUUGCGCUCUUCGAAGAUGGGGCACUUAAGGAAUUU
Molecule: messenger RNA, 4287 nt
Organism: Aspergillus piperis CBS 112811
Lineage: Eukaryota; Fungi; Ascomycota; Eurotiomycetes; Eurotiales; Aspergillaceae
Exons: 14
Biological process (GO): transmembrane transport
Cellular component (GO): membrane
Molecular function (GO): ATP binding; ABC-type transporter activity; ATP hydrolysis activity
Source: RefSeq, a predicted model, not a curated record